Salpingoeca rosetta is the source of this 6248-nucleotide messenger RNA. Its product is annotated as beta actin. The record is from RefSeq and is a predicted model, not a curated record. The coding region runs from base 1 to 6237 and encodes 2078 amino acids. Lineage: Eukaryota; Choanoflagellata; Craspedida; Salpingoecidae. Gene Ontology annotation, molecular function: phosphatidylinositol binding; protein binding. The transcript has 9 exons.
AUGAGCAGCGAAAAGGAGGAGAGCGAUGCGCUUGCGGCGGCGCGGCAAGGGGCAGCGGAUAUGAUGCGCCUGUUUGACGAGAACCUCAACGAGAUGAAGCUGGGCAUCUCAGGAACUGGCAAUGGAGGAACAAACGCCGCGCCAGCCUCCACAACCCAGCGCCAUCACCACCAUGACCACAGCAGCGCCGAAGACGAUGGCGAAGACAACGACGACUCCGAGGACGAAGACGACGAGCGCACCCGCAUGAUGAUGGCCCGCCGCAAAGCCGCGUCCAACUCGAAGCGCAUUGGCCUUCCACUCGGAGCCCUCAUGAUGAGCGAUGAAGACGAAGAGGAAGAGGAGGGCGAUGAAGAAGAGGAAGAGGAGGGCGAGGAUGGUGAUGCUGCAAAGGAGGACCUCAACAAGGCAGCCAAUGACGGUGCAAACGGUGGUCACCACCACCACCACCACCACCACCACCUCAACAUUGACAGUGACACUGACAGUGAUGGUGAUGGACACACGGGCGGCUUGUUCAUGGAGCCGCCCACCCCCUUCAAAGACGUAGAUGCACAGCAGCAAGACCAACAACAACAACAACAACAGCAGCAGCAGCAGCAACAACAACAACAACAACAACAACAACAACAACAACAAGGACGUGCGGACAAGAAGGAGGUAGAGGACACAACAAAGACCGAGCCCAAGUCUCCAGCGCCAUCGUCCUUGCUCCGCAGCAAACCCACGCCGCCUCGGACGCUGCCCAAACCGCGGCGGUCCACGCCUUCAUCCGUCACGUCCCCGCCAGCGACGCCGCCAGCCAACCAGCAGCAGGGCGCACGCCAGAACGCAAAAGCAGAACAGACACCAACACAAGCACCACAAGCACCACAGCAGACAAGCAGCGACCAACAUCAAACCUCGGGCUCUAAACAAACGGCCAAGCCACCCAACAACAAGCCGCCUGCAACCAAGUCACAAGCCAGCAAAGCACAAGCAACCAAGUCUCCCAUCAACAAGCCUACAACAAAGACACAAGCAGCCAACCCCACACCAAGGCCUGUCUCCAAGCCUGCAAGCAAGGGGCGCGCACUUGCUGGCGGCAGCGGGUGGAAUCCGUUUGCAGACCUGAGCGAGGAAGAUGCUGCGGCGGAGGCCAAGCGAAACCGGCGGCUGAGUGCGCGGGAGGCAGAGCAGCUGGAGCAGGCGCGGCAGCGGGCGUUUGAGGCGUCACUGCAGUUUGAACGCACGGUGUCGCGGGACAAGGCGCGCGAGCGGAUCGAGCGGGAGGAAGCCAAGCGGCGGGCGGAGGCUGAACGGCGGCGGAAGAGGCAGGAGGCAGCGAGGCAGCGACGUAUGGUGGAGGAGGAAGAGAGGAGAAGGGAGGACGCGUUCAGGCGAAGGGAAGAGGCGCGACGCGCCCGUAUGGGUAUGGCAGACCCGUUCACGCCAGGCAUGCUGCCACCGUCAACCCCUGCCGCUGCCGCUGCUGCCGACGCAACUGCCCAACACGAGUACGACGCAUUCAAUCCCAUUUCCACGACUGGUGGUGGUGCUGGUGGCAGUGGGCGCCACCGCGGCCUCUUUUCCCGGUCGUCCGCAUCGUCGCUGGGGCAGACGGUGUCGGGCCGGCGGCUGCGGCGGCGACGCUCGUCGGUUGCGCUGCUGCCGUUCCCGCUGCCGCAGCAGGAGGACGAGAUUGCGCAGUACGACAGCGACGAGGACGUGAGGGACGCAGAGGCGGUCGUGGCGGAGCUGGCGCGCGAGAUCAGGGCGACGUUUGCGCCUGUGCUGUACACGGGCCAGGCAUACGACCCAAACGACCCCGUGGAACGGUAUGCGCGAUUGCUAAAGGAGGCAAGGCAGCAGGCGAGCAAGCACGCAGCCAACCAACAGCGCGGUGAUGAGAAGAAUGCUAAGACCGCUGAUGGUGGUGGUGGCAGCAGCGGUGAGGGGGCGCGUGGUGACACCGAGUCUCCAGCGUCCCCCAACGGGCAUGCGGGGGCUGCUGCUGCUGCGAACGGCGGUGGCGAUGGGCUGGACGGCGUGGACCUGUUUGCGUCACUGCGUGAUGGCGUGGCGAGUCCGACAGGGGAGGAGGAGGUGCGGGUUGAGACGGGCAUGCGGCGGCUGGAGCAGCAACUGCGACUGCUGCCACGCAUCCUCAACCGCGCACUGGAGGAGUGCGAUGACGACGAUGACGAGCAAAUCCAAUCCGUGCAGGCACGUGUGCAAGAGAUUCGGGAAAAGUACAAAACAAAGCUUGAAGAGAGCAACGAGCGCUUGAAGAAGCUUGGUGCCAUGCCACACGACCUGUCGGAGUUCAACUUUGGGGGACAAGGACAACAGCCGAAAGGGAGGCCGACAACAGCUAAAGCAGCGGCAUCCUUCAUCAACAUGGCUGAUGACGAUGCACAUGAUGAGAACUUCAACAUUCUCUCCACCAUGGGGCUGCUGAGCACCCGCACGGCCAACCCGUUUGCAGACACGGAGUCAGACGCGACGUCGUCAUCAUCGCCACCAUCGUCGUCGCCCCACCGCCGGCACCAGCAGCGGCAAACACCUUCAUCCAGCACAAAGGCAAAGCGCAGCAGUCCUGGUGACCACGCCGCAGACCCAGCGAAGCGACUCAGUGCGCUGCUGGAUGAGCUGGACAUGCUGCACUCGGACACCGCCGUCGCCGUCACGGACACACACGUCUGGACAGCUGGCGAUGGCAGCACGUUCACAGAUUACGAGCUGACGUUCGUAACCGAUGAGUCGUGCUUCCCCGUCUCCAAGUCUGUUGUCCGCCGCGUGUAUGCGGAGAUGGAGUGGCUCGCGUCCCAGCUUGAGGAGAGCACGGGCUUCCCGCUGCCAACGCCGCUGCCGCCACCAGACAGCAGCAGCGACACCUUUGCCGAGUUCUUCACCUCCCUCGCACGUGGUGAUGACUACCAACUGGACCCGGCCCUGCACCGCUUCUUCUUCGCCCCGGACGAGCCUGUUGCUCCAGACCUCCUCCCGUCCACCUUCACCGUCGACUUUGACGACACGGAUCGCGACGACCUUGCCUCCCUCCCCAUCUCCUAUCUCCGCGCCAUCGCUGCUUCAAUUGACGCGAGUACGCGAGGGUGUGUGACGAGUUUCGAGUUCGCAGACCGGAUUCUCGCCAGGCACGCGGGCCUGGACGAGGAAGAGGCCGUGCCGCUCGCCGUGGAGGAGGAUGAGGAUGCCGCGGGCCAGGGGUUCAAGGGGGUUCACCAGGUGGAGGAGGACCUGUUUGACAGCCUGGCGAGCACGCGCGCAAAGGAGAGGCGCCGGUCGAAGCAGGCCCAGGGCGCAGCAGCCGCACGGGGCACAAAGGCGGUGAAGGUGAAGCCAGCAGAAGCAGCGAAGACAGGAGACAAGAAGGGUAAGAAGGGUAAGCAGGGUAAGAAGCAACAGCAACAACAGCAACAACAACAGCAACAACAGCAAGAAGGCCAGCGAGCAGGUGGCACAACAGCAUCAAAGGGUGCACCUUCUGCUGCUGUUGUAGCUGCUGCUUCAAACAAGAAAUCGACAGCGACAACGACCAUCACCGUCACGGAGAGCAAACAGAAGGAUGAAAGUGGUGCGACAGAACACAAACAACAGCAACCAGAGAAGGACCAACAGCAACAGCAAGAGGCACGACAAGCAACGCCCUCACCAACGCAGCAGUCGGCACCUCAGCUGUGCCAGAAGGAUGAAAGCGGAGCCAUUGUCCUGCCCGUCACGGUUCCGGCGUUCCUGUCCGCUCUUGGUCUGAGCGCACACGUGGACACGUUCCUGCAGGCCGGGUUUGACGACCUGCGUGUGGUUGUUUGCAUGCAGGCACAGGAGCUUGAGGAAGUUGGCGUGAGCGACCCCAAGGACGUGGGCACCAUCCUGCGUGCAGGCAUGGAGUGGCAGACGCACGCGGCCAAUGCGCUGCUGCUGAACAACUGGCAGCGGACGCAGCUGCGCGCAAAGGACAAGGACGGGAUGCUUCCGCUCACGAGCGACGACCAGAAGGCAGCAGAGGAGAAGCGGCAGGCAGUGGCCAAACGCGUGGCUGCUGGCAGUCGCAGUGGUAGCACAAGUGUGCUGGCUGGUGUUGGAGGAGGCGGUGGUGGCACGAACACAUCCGACACCACGACAAGCGGUGGUAGUGUUGUUGGUGUUGGUGGUGGUGGGAAGAGCAGCGCACCAAAGUACCGUGUGGAGGGCAACUUCCUUGUUGAUGAGUACGGAAACAUCGACCUCAAGGCCGGUGACGAGGAGGUGAAGAUCAAGUUUGCGAGCUCGAGUGAGUGGGACCCGACGCCGCUGCUGAAAGUGCUGUACGAGAGCCCGCGCCCGGAGGAGCGCAGUGGCGGGAGCGGCGAUGGCGAUGGCGGCAGCAGCAGCAGCGACACCGGCAGCCGCACGGCGUCAACCACGUCUGUGCUUGGCGGUGGUGGGCCCGUGCGCAUCGAAGGGUACCUGGAGAAGCUGCCAAAGGGCACGCACAAGUCGUCUGUGCUGAAGCGGUGGCACCGGCGAUACUUCAAGGCGCGCGAUGGCGAGCUGUUCUACUACGACGAGGAGCGCGCCAAGCGGGCGUCCGGGUUUAUCCGGCUGCGCGGAUCCGAGAUCCGGUACAAGGGCGGAAACCUGCUGGAGAUUUACGACCCGCGCAAGAAGGUGAACAUGGUGCUGCGGGCGUCAUCCACCACGGAGCUUGAAGACUGGAAGCUUGCCCUGGAUGCAGAGGCCACCACGCUGCGGCGGCGCGCGCCAAAGUCUGAGGCGAAGCUGCGCGAGCUGCGAAACACGCUCAUCUUCGACAUUGGCGGCGCGUCUGUGCGCGCAGGGUACGCGGAGACAGGCCUGGCGUGGCCCAGCCUCUACAUGCCGACGUGUGUUGCGGUGAACAAGGCGGACGCGGGCGUGCGCGUGUGCGGCAUUCCGGCCCUGCACCCCGGUGUUCGUGCGUCGUCCAACAUCCGCUACCCGCUGCAGAGCGCAGACACGUUCUCUGACGCGACGAGCAUGGACCUGCUUGACACGCUGUACGGGCACCUGUUUGCGGAGCUCGACGUUGACGCUGGGGAGCGCACGGUGAUCCUGACGGAGCCGCAGUUUAUGACCAAGCGCGACCGCACACGCAUGGCGGAGAUUAUGAUGGAGACAUAUGGCAUCCCUGCGCUAUACAUGAAGCACCAGGGGCUGCUGUCCAUGUACUCGUACGGCGCCACGACGGGCGUGGUUGUGGACGUGGGCCAGCGGUGCGACGUGAUUCCGCUCGACUCGGGGUACAUGAUUGAGCGAGGCGUGACCAAGCUCCGAGUUGGCGGCGGCGAGGUGACGGAGCAGCUGACGCGCAUGAUGAGCGAGCAAGGGCACCGGUUCUUCUCGCCCGUGGAGCGAUACAUUGGGCGGCUGGUCAAGGAACGCGUGGCGUAUGUGGCCAAGGACUACGUUGGUGCGCUGGAGGAUGAAGAGCAAGACCGCAUUGCGCCCGGCAUUGUCGAUGCGCGUCGCUUUGCUGUGCCGGACGGCUCAAAGAAGUUUGAGCUCAAGGGCCCGCGCUUCCGCUGCUCAGAGGGGCUGUUCCAGCCAGACCUCUGGGGCAAGGAUGUGCCUGGGCUGCACCAGGUGGUGGAGAAGGCGAUUAUGGCGAGCAGCAUCGACAUGCGCAAGACGCUGAGCCGCAACAUCUACCUCAGCGGCGGCACCACCAUGCUGCCCGGGUUUGCCGAGCGCCUAGAGACGGAGCUGCAGUACACGCUGCCGGCUGCGUGUGCAGUGAAGGUGCACGCGUCGCCACACCGCCACCACGCCGCGUUCCAGGGCGCAUCUGUUGUGGCGGGGCUGCCCAACUUCUCGUCGCUGUGCGUGUGGAGCGAGGACUGGCAAGAGGUUGGCCCCGAUGUGCUGGGCAAGUUUGACGAGGACAACGUGGCGCCCACCUACGACGACUCGGACGAUGACGACGGGGGCGACUAUAGCGUAGCGUCGCGUGGUGGUGGUGGUGGUAUGCGGUACAUGCCGAGCGGACCUGUUCGUGUCAACUCCAGUGACGAGGAGGAUGACGAUGAUGAUGAUGAUGAUGAUGAUGAUGAUGAUGAUGACGGUGGUGCACCUGCUGCAUUCUCUGCGUUUUCGCGAGCGCGGCACGGUGCUGGUGGCCACGACAGCGACGAUGAUGGUGGUGAUGUGGGUGGCGGUGUCGCGCUUGCACAAGAGCAAGGGUUUGAUGAACCAGAAGAGAUGCAAGGAUACGUUUGAGAAGUGUGGGG